Homarus americanus (American lobster) is the source of this 2537-nucleotide messenger RNA. RefSeq lists its product as uncharacterized. NCBI's taxonomy places the organism in Eukaryota, Metazoa, Arthropoda, Malacostraca, Decapoda, Nephropidae. The transcript has 7 exons. Bases 454 to 1092 code for a protein of 212 amino acids. The record is from RefSeq and is a predicted model, not a curated record.
AACCAACAUUUCAGCUUCAACAUUUACCUUUUAUAACCACGAAGAAGAGUUAACCACCAUGCGUGACGUCAGCUACUUGUUGUGUUUGCUGUUGAUCUGCCUCUCAGUGAGAGACAGUCAUAGUCUGCCGCCCAGGAUAGUCAAUGUGAUGAUGAACGAGACGAAGGAGAUAGUCACCAACAGCUCUGUCACCUUAACGUGUGAAGGCACUGAGGCCCUCCAUUGGCUCCGCCACAAGUACACAAAUUUGACGAAACAUAUUAACGACAUGAAGCUUGAGCUGACUAUCGAUAUAAGGAAUGGGCUAUUUUAACCCAGGAUGAAGAUAAAACAUGGCAAGUAAAAGCAGGAGAGUCGUGCCUUUUGGAUUGCAGACCAUCAGAGCCACACCUCAAGGUCGUUCUCUUCCAUGGUGAUGUUGAUAUUACUGAUAAAACCCCCUUUGACCCAAGAAUGGGAUUCAACCUAACCAACUUGCAGCCUGAGAAAGCUGGUCAGUACUCUUGUGAAAUAGUACUAAAUAACCAAGAGGAGAACUAUAAUCGUCGCAUGUGGGACAUUUCCUUUAAUCAUACUGGCCAGAAAGUACAGGACCCAGAAAUUAAAGAAGCUCCAAAUUCCCAUGCAGUGGUGGGAUAUGAUCUCAUACUGCAGUGUAAAAACCCCAAGAACUCCCACCAAGAGAUGUCCUUCUCCUGGCCAGUACCAAGACAACAACGGUUGGAAGUGAGUGACAAGGCAACUGAUGUCUAUCUGAAUAUGACAUGCUCUUCAGCCGUUUAUAAGAAUAGUAAGAGCAACAAUCCUGCCACAGAACACUUGGUAAGGUCUUCUUCAAAAAAGAAUGACGACCUGCUAAUGGGAGGGAACUGUGACUCGAAUUCUUCACCUGUGGAUCCCCUCGAGUCUGAUAGCAUGACCUUAAAAGAGCCAAAAACACUGACUGACAACAUUGUAGGAGCUAAGGAAUAUACUAGUGAAGAUGCCAUGGUCGUUGAGACUCAUGGAAACUUAGGUGACAGCCAGAACCUCAGUGAGAAGCCACAGAAGAGUUCAGAUUAUGUCAACAUUCAGAAUAUGAAUAAGAAGUAAGAUAUGGAACCCUCAGAAGUCACUUGAUGCCAAAUUAUCAACUUUUAAAUUUCAGGUGAGGUGGCAGUAUGUGGAGCCACAGUUACCAUAUACUGUAUACAGGCAUACAAGUCCAUCUGCCACAGUAGUUGACCUCCAAAUUUUCAGCUCACAAUUUGUGUUUAUGCCAAUACUAACCUUUUAAGUCUACACCCAGAAUGGUUAGCAUAAGUGUAUACUGUGUCUAACUGUCUAUCUACUUGCCACCUUGACCAUGUUCAGACACACACCCUCAGACUAAACAUGUAGUCACCACUUUACUGAUUCAUUAUAAUGUUAUUUUACCCUGUGAUAUAUAUUAUAUACAAUUCAGUUAUUAUAGUCAGCGUUUAUAUUUAUAAUAUGUACAGUAUCAGUACAACAGACAUAAUUACACAAGUGUCUGGAUGCAAGACUAGGGUGCCCAUCACCUCGCCUGGGUUACCAAGCCAACACAACAAAUUAAACUGACAUCUAAAGUCACCAUUAAUUUAUAAGUCUUAAUUUCUUAUCAUAAUUUAAUUUACUCCUUAAACUAUGAUUGCUGCCACGUGUUUACAGUCCAACAGUAAUGAUGCGCUGUAUGUAAAUUUAAGACAGCCUCCCUAACUUUAAUCUCAAGGUUUGUUCUUACAAACUUGACCCAGAAUCAAAUACGUACAGUAUGUUGUUUUAAUUUUUUAUUAACUUAAUUAAUAUUUAAGUCAUAACUUUUUUACAGUAUUUAUUUUUGUAUGUGGUAAUCUGAAGACUGAAUGACCCACUCACUAUAUACCCUGUUUGCUCUGAAGCUCAGCCUAUGUGAAUUCACUGAACACAUCAAUCUUCAAGAACACAGCAUUGGAUGGGGUUUGCUGUGUAUGAUAAAUGUCUUUGAUAUCAAUGUCUUAUUACUGGUAGUUUUAAGCUGGUUUUAAAGUAAAACACUUUAAACCUUAAAAGCCUUGUAAGGUUUAGGUACAGAAAAAGAAAAAUUAGAUAAUUUGGUCAUAUUGGAAUAAUAUCAGUAAAUAUUAAUGGGCAAAGUCGAGGGUAAGAGGGCCAGGGGAAAGCAGAGGCUGGGAUGGAUGAAUGAAAUUAAAAAUGGGAUCUCCAGAGAGAUACAAAACCUUAGAGGAUUCGUAAAAACAACCCAAGAACGUUUAGAGUGGAGAACUGUGGUUGUCAACCCUCAGAUAAGAGGACGGUACUCUGAUUGAUUGAAGGUUUAGGUUCAGUAUUUUAUUAGAUAUUUUGGUACACUGUGUACAGUAAUUCAUGCUAUAGUUUUAGUAUUUUCUUUAUAAUCCUUAUGCUCUGGUUAUCACGCAUUUGCCUCCAUCUAUUGAGGAUAAAAUCUUUAACCUACAAAUUAACAAUAACACAUUUUCUGUAAUCAGACAUAUCUAGUUGCCUCAACAAUUGCAACCCCAGUUGCAAUUUCAAAU